Molecule: messenger RNA, 939 nt
Organism: Branchiostoma belcheri (Belcher's lancelet)
Lineage: Eukaryota; Metazoa; Chordata; Leptocardii; Amphioxiformes; Branchiostomatidae
Product: centrosomal protein of 290 kDa-like
Exons: 7
Coding region: 12-827 (271 amino acids)
Source: RefSeq, a predicted model, not a curated record
AGUGCCCCAGUAUGGAUAUGCCAAGCAUUCACGUCUGCAACAAGUUGACAGUAGAGAACCAGCACCUGACCAGACAGGUGAGGAAGUUGAGAAGGAAGAACAGCGGCCUGGAGCAGGAGCUGGGACAGCUGAAGGACCAGGUCAGAGUUCAGACCCUGCUCAGGGACUACGUCACUACCAGGAAUGCAGAGAGCCAGACAGAGUCCCAAUGGCAGUCCAAGCGGGAACAGAGACCCCUACCAACUACCAGCAGACCUGCAGGAAAGCAGGCCAAGGGUGAUGAAGACAAAGUCAACAAACUUCUUGCCAUGCACAACACCCUCCUGAGGAGAUAUGAGAAGGAGGUGAAAACAAAUGCAGAACAUGUGGAGGCCAUAGCAAAUCUGAAUCUAAAAAUCUACGAACUUGAGCAGAGUCUACAGAAGGCUAACCAGCAGGUGGAGAGGCUGCAGCAAUCCCAGCAUGCACCACCAGGCAAGGCCCCAAAGGCUCGUGGGAAGAGAAGUAGAUCCCCCUAUAGGAGAACACCAUCACCUACUGACACUGGUCUUUUACAGGAGAUUAGGAAAUUAAAGCGGGAGAGAGACAAGUUGAACAAGGAAAACCUGAAGUUCAAGAGUGAACUGAAAGGUUUAGAUGCUGGUUUCUUUGAGGAGAUAGAAGAUUUGAAGUACGCACUACAGCAAUCUGCCAAGCUCAACAAGGAGUAUGAGAUGACCAUGAGACAGAUGUGUACGAGGUUUGGGGUUCCCUUCCCGUUCCCUGACUCCAGACAGCCGUCUGCUACUCAUGGGAGGAGAAGCAGAUCGAGAUCAAAUAUUCGAUGACCAGGACUGUUUGUAAUAACCCUCUCACUACUGCUUAACCCUAUAGUGAUAAAUGCUAAGGCCACACCAAUUUGAUUUGUUGUUUCUCGGAUUUGCCCUGUCCAUUUUUUUC